AUGGCAUUGAAGGGCAAUUCGCCUUCUUAUGGCACUUUCGCUACGGCUAGAGAGUCGACAACCAUGGCUGUAACAGAGCACAGUGCCAAAUAUGGCGACGAGCCGACCACGAGUACGCUACACGAUGACAUCCAGAAAGGCGACAUUGUCGUCGGUGUCAUCGCUGGCGAGGAAGUCCGGCAAGCUACUGAGCAUGAACAUGACAUGAGCUUCUUCGAAGCAGUGAAGCUCUAUCCUACCGCUGUACGUCGACCACGAAUGACCACGCUACGAGUCAGCGACUUUGCUGAUGAUGCCAACAUAGGUGUUUUGGUCGUUCUUCUUUAG
This is a messenger RNA of Recurvomyces mirabilis, 327 nucleotides long. RefSeq lists its product as uncharacterized. The coding region runs from base 1 to 327 and encodes 108 amino acids. Lineage: Eukaryota; Fungi; Ascomycota; Dothideomycetes; Mycosphaerellales; Teratosphaeriaceae. The transcript has 2 exons. The record is from RefSeq and is a predicted model, not a curated record.